Molecule: messenger RNA, 1736 nt
Organism: Penicilliopsis zonata CBS 506.65
Lineage: Eukaryota; Fungi; Ascomycota; Eurotiomycetes; Eurotiales; Aspergillaceae
Exons: 2
Coding region: 174-1340 (388 amino acids)
Biological process (GO): protein phosphorylation; positive regulation of transcription by RNA polymerase II
Cellular component (GO): transcription factor TFIIH holo complex; cytoplasm; nucleus
Molecular function (GO): cyclin-dependent protein serine/threonine kinase activity; RNA polymerase II CTD heptapeptide repeat kinase activity; ATP binding
Source: RefSeq, a predicted model, not a curated record
UUGCAAGGUUCACUGCUUUGCAUUCUUUCUCUAUUUCUAUCGAUAUACUAACCUGUCUCCUAGCUCUAAUAAUGCCUAUGCUUAUCUCAUAGUACACAGGCAACUUUGGUUAUCGCAUGCUGAGCCACAUGUGAGCAUUAAACGAUCCUCCCGCCGACCACAGAUACGAUACGAUGGCAGUGUCUCCUCCCUCGACCAUGUUGAGCACCAUACAAUCAAGGGAUAUUCCUUUUCAAGGUUCAGCAAACGCACGAUCACCUCUAACGAUGACACAUGCUGACCGUGAGCUCACGGAACAGUUGAAUGACGAUGUCCGACGCAAGUAUGUCAAAGAUAAGAAACUAGGCGAGGGUACCUACGCUGUUGUGUCUCUUGGCUAUCUGAAAACCGACCCAUCGGUGUUUGUCGCCAUCAAGAAGAUCAAAGUCAAUGCUGAGUACAAAGACGGGCUCACUAUGGAUGCUAUCCGCGAAGUCAAAUACUUACAAGAGUUGUCUCACCCUAACAUCAUUGCACUACAUGAUGUCUUCUCCUCGAAAGACCAGACCCUCAAUCUUGUUUUGGAGUAUUUGCCGCGCGGUGAUUUAGAGAUGCUCAUUAAGGAUGGCAAUAUUCAAUAUGGUGCGGCAGACGUCAAGGCUUGGAUGGGUAUGCUCGCUCGGGGGGUCUGGUUCUGCCACGAGAAUUUUGUGUUGCACCGGGAUAUCAAACCGAACAACCUUCUGAUAGCCUCUGACGGCGAAGUCAAAUUGGCAGAUUUUGGUCUAGCUCGAUCUUUCGCAGACCCUUAUCUGAACAUGACUCACCAGGUGAUUACCCGCUGGUAUCGGCCUCCCGAGCUCCUGUACGGUGCACGUCAGUACUCCGGUGCUGUUGACGUCUGGUCCAUGGGGAUGGUCUUUGCAGAACUCCUUAUCCGGGUACCUUUUGUCGCAGGGAACUCGGACCUUGACCAGAUCUCGAAGAUCUGCGAAGCAUUUGGCACCCCCACGGAUGAUAACUGGCCUGGUGUGUCCAAGCUGCCAAACUAUUUUCCCCCCGACCGAGCCCAUAUUAUACCGCUGCAAGGCCGCGACUUCUUUGUUCGACAAUUUCCAACCGCUGGUCCGGUUGGUGCAGACCUGCUCAUGUCGAUGUGUGCAUUGGAUCCCAGGAAACGUAGCACGGCCCGUCAAAUAUUAUCACAUAGCUGGUGGAGCACAGAGCCCAAGCCCACCAAAAAAGAAGACCUUCCGAAGAAGGCGGGGGGCACCAAGAAGAUGGGCGAUGACAUGGGCAGACGAGUUGGCCAAGUCGACGAUGGUCUUUUCAAAAAUGCUGCGCGACAAUUACAUUUCUGAUUUUACCGCCCUGGAGGUUUGCCGUGACCAACAUUGCAAAACCCUUCGCCGGCUCUAAACGGAAGCACCAGUUGCUUACGAGAACCAGAAAGGGCAUCCCACUGAUUCAGAUACUGAACUGAUAUUAUAAGGAAUAGUCAGUCAAUCCCCAAUCCGAAUAUAUCAGCCCAAUCUGAUUCGACGAAAAUGUACCUAAGUUCUACAGCCUUGCCAGACCAAGAAAAAGCCCUUUCCAGGGUCUCUGCCUGCCAGGAUAUUUUCUCCUAGCCCUGCCCUCCUAGCUUCAGACCUAGAAGGAGUUGUAUUAAAUCCUUGGGGCUUUUACACCCUUCUAAAGUUAGUUGAUCUUAUACUCUGUAACCCUUACCCAUCAUGGAGUAGAUUUCGAUUAUCCGC